AUCACCUUCAUCUCAACCCGAAAAGCAAAUAGGGUACCCGAGAAUUACUUGCGUACAAAGCGCAAGUCUCCAUACCCUUUUAAGUCGCCAUAUUCCCAUAUCGCUACAUAUUAGUGACAUUACCGUGGAAGUUCAAACAAGAUGGCUUCAAACGACGAUCUCAAGGCGCACGCCGCCUCCAAUCAAGAUUUUUACGCUCUGCUAGACAUCUCCCCAGCAGCCGCCGAAGGCGAAAUUCGUCGCGCAUACCGAAAGACUGCUCUGAAAUACCACCCUGAUAAAAUCGCGAACCCGACACCUGCAGACAUCGACAAGUUCCACACGUUACAGAUUGCCUACGAUGUCCUCUCUGAUCCGUCGGUACGACAGCUCUACGAUAAUGCGCGGGAGGCGCGACAGCGGAAGCAGCGCGAGCGGGAUAUGAUGGAUGCGGCGAAGAGGAAGAUGAGGGAGGAUCUGGAAGCGAGGGAACGCGCCGGUGCUGCGGCGAUGGGUAGUGCGCCUCGCGGGGUGAAACGGACCUGGAUGAGUGGGACGGGUGAUGAUGAUGCGGAGGAGAAGCUGCAGCGGGAAAUUGAGCGGAUCGCGGAGGAUGGCCGGCGCCGACGCCGGGAGGCAGAGGAGCGGUUGAAGCAGAAGGUCGAGGAGGAGGAGAAGCAAAUGCGCGAGAAGGAGGAAGAGGCACAGAAGGCUGCGGAUAAAAGUAGUCAGCGGGUCGACCGUUCGCAGGAAGGUGGAGCGAAUGUGCCGGAACUCGAACGAGCUGUGAAGGCGCGCUGGAUUCGUGAAGGUCGGGGCUUCGAUUUGGAUAAGGAUCGCUUAACGUCUUUGUUCACUCCGUUUGGCAAGGUUGAAAGUGUUGUUGUGCUCAAGGAUAAGAGGCAACGUAUUGGGGACAAGCGUGAGAAAAGGACUGUUGCAACGGGCGUUGUGGUCUUUACUUCCAUCGUGGGUGCGCAUGCUGCCGUUCUGGACAGUGAGAAGAAGAUACGCCAAAGCGCUGGACAAGCAGACAGUGACUGGGGUUUGAUUGACUCCGUAUUUUGGGCAUCUGGCAAUCAACCUGACCUGGGAGCAGGGUCUGACAACCGUCCUACUUCUCCUGCAGAGAAAAGUGAGCCAAAGAUGCCAGCGGCGCCUCCCAAGCCUGCAUUCAAUUUCCCUGGGGUCAAGACGACAGGUUCAGAUGGCAAAAAGCCCGGUAAAGCGCCGUCUUUCGGUUCAUUCGCUUCUGCUGCUGCUGCUGCGGACUCAAUGAAGUCGACCCCUAGUUCGUCGACUAACGGUCCAAGUGCCCCUAGCAUGGAAGAAGUUACAUUAAUGCGACUAAAGACUGCGCAGCGGGAGAAGGAGCGCAGAGCUCUUGAAGAACAGCUUCGGAAAGAAGACGAAGCUGCAGAUGCCGCCGAGGCCGCGGCCGCUGAAGCCAAUGCUUAGUGUUACCAUGUUUUUUCUACUCUGAUUCCUUUUUUUAUCAUUUCUACAACCGCAUAUGUUGGGCAUCAAUUUUACAGGUAUUUUUUAGCCUGCCGCUGAAAUCUAACCGGACAAAUAAUUGGCGUUGUGGGGAUUAUGUAUAGAUAGACUUUUUAGUACAAGAGAUACCCUUUAACUAUAUGGAACACAUUUUGCCUGGA
Aspergillus caelatus is the source of this 1637-nucleotide messenger RNA. Its product is annotated as putative cell cycle control protein (Cwf23). NCBI's taxonomy places the organism in Eukaryota, Fungi, Ascomycota, Eurotiomycetes, Eurotiales, Aspergillaceae. The coding region runs from base 142 to 1437 and encodes 431 amino acids. Gene Ontology annotation, molecular function: nucleic acid binding. The transcript has a single exon. The record is from RefSeq and is a predicted model, not a curated record. Gene Ontology annotation, biological process: spliceosomal complex disassembly. Gene Ontology annotation, cellular component: spliceosomal complex.